Messenger RNA from Nicotiana attenuata, 857 nucleotides. RefSeq lists its product as uncharacterized. NCBI's taxonomy places the organism in Eukaryota, Viridiplantae, Streptophyta, Magnoliopsida, Solanales, Solanaceae. Bases 86 to 670 code for a protein of 194 amino acids. Gene Ontology annotation, cellular component: intracellular anatomical structure. The transcript has 3 exons. The record is from RefSeq and is a predicted model, not a curated record.
AGCAAGAGGAAGUAGACAUGGUUGAUGGUACACAGACCAACUACACAGUAAAUCUGAGAAAGGAAAAGAACAAAAGAGAAAAAAGAUGGCUUCAGAUUCUGAGCCAACAGCUUCCAAAAUUGUUGCGAAGCUAAAUUUGAAGCCACACCCAGAAGGCGGAUUCUACUCUGAAACAUUCAGAGACUUCUCUGUUACUCUCUCCAAAUCCCACCUUCCACCUACUUAUAAGGUUGAUCGACCUAUCAGUACAUGCAUUUACUUCUUGGUGCCUUCUGGAAGUUCGUCUCACCUUCACCGGAUACCAUGUGCAGAAACAUGGCAUUUUUAUAUCGGAGAGCCACUUACGGUAAUGGAACUAAAUGAGACUGAUGGCAAGGUGAAGUUAACUUGCAUCGGACCCGACCCGCUUGCAGAUGAUCAACUGGUGCAGUACACGGUACCUCCAAACGUAUGGUUUGGCGCAUUUCCUACAAGGGACUUCAACAUUUCUGCCGAUAUGAAAGUAACGAAAGCGCCUGCAAGGGAUGGUGAGAAGCACUUCUCUUUAGUUGGAUGCACCUGUGCUCCAGCAUUCCAGUUUGAAGAUUUUGAACUGGCGAAACGUUCUGAGCUUGUUUCGCGUUUUCCUGCUCAUGAAUCCCUUGUCUCUUUGCUCACCUUCCCCGAGUGAGAGUGAACAUGCUUAGUCUUUUGUUUCUUUAAAAGAUCUGUAAAACUUAAUAUUGUCUUCAAUUCCGUCAUAUUUGGGCAACCUGAACAGUUGCUCAUUUCCUGUCUAACUUUAGUAUUCAAGUAUUGGUGUGUAAUUUGAUCUGAGUGUCAAUAAAAGGUGAUCAGUGAGCUAUUUAGUUGAAUAA